ACACACACACAUACACGCAGGAGGAGGAGGAGGUACAAGCGGACAGAGACGAGGCGCCGUGCGGUUAGUGAUUUGAAUCGAAUCUAUUUGCCUACUAAAUGUCGGCACGGGCUUGAAUGCGGUGGUACUGGAGCACGCACUGGCGGUGCCAGGCGAACUGCCUGCCUUCCAAACUGGACCCGUUUCACCUUUGAUGGUUUCAUGUGUCCGGUACUAUUCGAUGGCGCAGCGCUUGAAGAUGCACGAAACACCGCUGUAUCGUCUAGGGCGCCUGCAAGCGAUUGAAAAGCUCGAUGGAUUUUGCGCUCAGGAUGUAUUUGAUUGUGUUGUUGUUACGUUUCCACGGAAUGUCGAACCCGUGAGGACUUCCGCACAGUGCAUGGGAAUCGAUGAAGCAUGCGGAGCUAUCACCAUGUUGCCAGGAUAAAUGAUGAUUACCCUCAAUGAAAACAAGGAGGAGGGGUCUAGCUGCAGUACCAUGGCUGAAAAGGAGAACAAUCUAAAGACAGCCAGGUUAUGGAGAGAUGCAGCUUUGCGCUCCAGAAAGCUGAGGAGUGACCUGCGCCAGCUUACCCUCAGCACUAAAAAUAGCCAAAAAAUUACUCUUCCCGAAAACAUCAAGGACAUCGAGGUUCUGAACGUGGGUAACAACUGCCUUCAGGAACUCCCUGAGGGGUUGGGAUCAACGUUGACGAAACUGCGUAUCCUUAUCCUUCGCAGAAACAAGUUUGCCACUGUUCCCCAAGCAGUGUUUUUGCUCAGUCAGUUGGUAGAGCUGGAUAUUAGCCAUAAUUGCCUGAGUCAUUUUUCGGAAGAUAUUGUGCUGCUGAAGGGCUUGAAAAAGCUCUGCAUUAGCCACAACAAAAUUCAGUACCUGCCCUCGGGAAUUGGAGCUCUACAGUGCUUGGAGGAGCUGGAUAUCAGUUUCAAUGAGCUCCAUGAUUUUCCCAGGUCCUUCUCCCAGCUCAGGAAGCUCCGCACACUGGAUGCGGAUCACAACAAGCUACACCAUUUUCCUCUGGAAAUCCUGGCUUUAAGUGACCUGGAGGAACUAGACUGCUCUGGGAAUAAAUUUGAGUGUCUCCCCAAUAACAUUAUGAUGCUGGAGUCUAUCAAAAUCAUGUGGCUUAGCAACACUCUAAUAUCAUCUUUGCCAGAGACUUUCUGUGACCUCCAAAACCUGGAGAGCCUCAUGCUGGAUGGCAACGUGCUGGCAACUCUGCCCCAGUCUUUUGGGAAGCUGCAAAAGCUGAAAAUGCUUAAUCUCUCCUCGAACCUGUUUGAGGAUUUCCCCCAAGUCAUCCUCCGAAUCCGCGCUCUGGAGGAGUUGUAUUUGAGCAGAAACAGACUGACAUUUCUCCCAGAGGAGCUUGGCCAGCUGAUCAAGUUGGCCAACUUGUGGCUGGACAAUAACAAAAUCACCUAUCUUCCAGACUCAAUUGUGGAUCUGGAGAGACUCGAGGAGCUCGUUUUACAGGGUAACCAAAUUGCCAUUCUUCCGGACAACUUUGGAAAGCUCGCCAAAGUGAACAUUUGGAAGGUGAAGGAUAAUCCUCUCAUUCAGCCUCCCUAUGAGGUCUGCAUGAAAGGUAUCCCUUACAUAGCAGCCUAUCAGAAAGAGCUGGCCAACUCUCAGCCUGCAGUGAAGCCCAGAUUAAAGCUGGUGUUAAUGGGGCAGAAGAAUGCGGGGAAAACCUGCCUCAGGCAGUGUGUUGUCAACAAAGCACAGGACGCAAAGACCCAGGCGGGAAACAAUGGCAUCGACGUGACGAACUGGGUGGCGGACAUCGCCAGAAGUCUCACGUUUAUAGUUUACGAUCUGUCAGGGAUGCAGAACUAUGACCUGAUCAAGCCCUUCUUCCUCUCCCCGGGGGCCCUCUAUAUCCUGGUGGUGAAUCUGAAAACGUAUUCCCCCCGGAGCUUCAAAGACCACGUGGGCUUCUUCCUCCACCUGCUGAGUGCCAAGGUGCCCCACGCGGUGGUGCUGAUGGUGGGCACGCACAUGGACCUGUGCGAGGAGGUGGAGCUGGAGGAGAAGUGCCUGGACAUCCACCGGCAGAUCUCGCUGCAGGAGCGGCACGCUACCGACUGCCUGCGGAGCAUGGCCGAGCAGGUGGACGAGGCACUGGCGCUGGGCUUCGACGUGCGGACGUCCAGCCCGCACGUGCUCUUCUACGGCGUGUCCGACAAGAACCUGCGGCGCAAAAAGGCCCAGCUGCAGUACCUGCUCAACCACCGGCUGCAGAUCCUGUCGCCGGUGCUGCGCGUGAGCUGCGCGGGUGAGGAGCAGCGCAACGUCGAUCGGCUCAAGGAGAAGCUGAUGUCGGUCGCCGACCACCGGGAUAUCUUCCCCAACCUCCACCGCGUGCUGCCCAAGUCCUGGCAGAUGCUGGAGGAGCUCCACGUCAAGCCGCAGGACCUCUGGCUCUCCUGGUGGGACUCGGCGCGCCUGGGCCUCCAGGCGGGGCUGACCGAGGACCGUCUGCAGAGCGCGCUCUCCUACCUGCACGAGUCCGGGAAGCUGCUCUACUUCGAGGACAGCCUCACGCUCAAGGAGUACGUCUUCCACAACCUGCCGCGCUUCAUCGCCAUCCUCAACGUCUUCUUCCAGCGCGACGCCGACGUCAUGCUGGACCGCCUGCUGGCCGAGACUGACGGGGAGGACCGCGUGCGCGCCGCGCAGAUGAAGCACCUGGCCGAGGGCUUCCUGCAAAACGGCCUGCUGCCGUCCAACGUCAUCCGGCUGCUGUUGCAGCCUCUCGUCCAGACGCAGCAGGACCUGUCGCUCAUCAUGGAGCUGCUGGAGAAGAUGGGCGUCUGCUACUGCAUCAACAAGCCACGCACCAAGCCGCUCAACGGCGCCACCGUCUGGUACAAGUUCCCCAGUCACGUGAGCAACGAGGAGCCGCACGGCCAGGACUGGUGGGUGAGCGGGACGUCGGGGGCGGCAGGUGGGGUGACGCCCGUGUCCAGCCAGCUCUUCUCCGUGGAGCAGCUGCAGAUCGAGUACAGUUUCCCCUUCCUGUUCCCGCCGGGUCUGUUCGCACGCUACAGCGCCCAGAUCAACGCGCACGUGGUGCAGCGCUCCGACAGCCGCCACCAGAUCUUCGCCUACCGCGGCAAGGUGCCCGUGGUGGUCAGCUACCGGCCCUCCCGCACGCGGCUGCAGGCUGAGGUGUUGUCCAUAGCCAGCUACGCGUCUUUGCCAAAUAUCUGGACAGCUUGGCAGGCCGUCACCCCCCUGGUGGAAGAGUUGAAUGUCCUUCUGCUGGAGUGGCCAGGCCUCCACUACUCGGUGCAUGUCCUGUGUUCCAAGUGCCUGAAACGAGGCUCGCCAAACCCACAUUCCUUCCCAGGCGAGCUACUGAGCCAGCCCCGACCAGAAGGCCUGACUGAAAUCAUCUGCCCCAAAAACGGCUCCGAGCGGGUCAACGUGGCGCUCGUGUACCCCCCCACCCCCACCGUGGUCAGCCCCUGUCUCAAGUGACUCUCUGCCUCCAUGGCUGCCCGUACCACGCCUUGCUCUUGCCCCUCCUGGGCUACUCCCGGCUUCCCCUUGGACCUGUCCCAAACACCCCCCCUCUCCCAGGGGGUCGCUCCUGUGUCUGACCCCCACCUCACCUGGAGCCCCAGGGCCUCACCCCGACCUGCUCAGGAGAACACAGCUUGACUAAACACACACACACAGUUGGGACAACACCCACACACACACAAGGAGAAUGAUUCUUAAUGAUUAAUUUGAUCUCCCAGUUGAGUGGUCAAUUGUGCAGCACCCAUGAUUCACAUGUUAAAGAAUUGCCAUGGAAUUGUCAUGGCUUAAACUCCUAAGGUUGCCAUGACAAAAAAAAGAAUGAUAUGGUAUGGAUUGGCAACCACUCAUGUGUACUAUAUGUUCGACGCAACAUGUGCCCCCCUCCCUGGUUAAGCCUCUCUCUGUUGGAGACAAACGACUGGUUAGAACUCUCUUUGUUGGGGACGGAUGACUGGUUAGACCUCUCUCUGUUUGGGUAUUGGGGACAGACAACUGGUUAGGCCUCCAUGUUGGGGACAGACGACUGGUUAGACCUCUUUCUGUUGGGGACAGACGACUGCUUAGAACUGUCUCUGUUGGGGACAGAUGACUGGUUAGAACUCUCUUUGUUAGGGACGGAUGACUGGUUAGGCCUCUCUGUUAGGGACAGACGACUGGUUAGACCUCUUUCUGUUGGGUAUUGGGGACAGACAACUGGUUAGGCCUCUCUGUUGGGGACAGACGACUGGUUAGAACUCUCUUUGUUGGGGACAGACGACUGGUUAGGCCUCUCUCUGUUGGGGACAGAUGACUGGUUAGAACUCUCUCUGCUGGGGAGCACACGCUUGGUCACAGGCAUGUCUUUCUCACUCCUUUCGGGAGGAUGAAGUUGUAGCCACAGUGCCUGCCCACAGUCUCAAUCACAGCUGUGGUUCCAGCACACAGACGCACAUCUCUGGUCACACAGCCUCAACACACACACACACACACACACACACACACACACACACACACACACAGUAGGCCCAAGCCUCUGGUCAGUGGAGUACUACACCUGUGCUAGGAGAGGUGGAGAGGGGAACAGACCAAUGGAUGGAUGGACGGGUGCAUGGGGGAGGGGACAGGAUCUCAUGUUGGACAGAAAACAGCCUCUUUCAAAGAUGCGACUGGACUGGGCGGCAAAAGAUGUGUGGACUAUUAGACGGCUUGUCACACACACACACACACACAAACACACACACACACACACACACACACACACAUACACAAACACACUCACCAAGCCUCACAAAGGUGCAAUCCAAACACAGAUAUCUGAGAGUGUAGUUUCAAAAAUGUUGCAUAUUAAAGUGCAGGGUUAGUCGGACAUCAACCACAAAUUCAGCAUAACCUAUUCAUAGCCUCCAUUCCCAUUCAUGACGUUUUGAACUUUUCCCAACACACCGACAUGGUAAAUGCACUCCUCUUCACUUCCUGUGUUGUGUUCGGUGCAUGUGCACCCUCCUCUGGAAGAGAAAGCCCGGACUGGUUGUUGGCAACACCUACUGUCGUCAAGGAGAUGACCACAGCCAAUGGCUCGUCAGUUAAGAGGCAGGAGAAAGCCCCUCAUCCUCACGGACAUGAGCAGGUGUUGAGUAAGUCGCACCAAAUUUGAUAUCAGCUCCUGUGCUGCCCUGUUUUGUCACCCUCUCGAAGAGUGCCCAGUUGUCGUCGGUGAUACUCAGGCCUCCUCGUCCUCUGUGUCUCCUCUCCAUUUUGUACAGUACGUCUGAGCAGACCAGAGGCUUCUCAGGAGGGUUGUGUAACAGGAGGCACCUCCAUACAAGCCAAGGAUAUUACUCUUUUUGUGGAUUGUGGGAAGGGUUUGGGAUAUAUCAUGCCAUGCCCUAGUGCAGACAUGUGUGGUUUGGGAAGCACUAAACAUUGUUUUAAGCAUUGUUCCAAAAAAAUUUGUAUAUUUGUGUGUAUAUACAAAUGUGUACAGAGCAGUUAAAGAGGAAGACAUUGUAGGUGUGUUGAGUCGGGCAACAUGUCAUUAAUCAGCACUCCAUUAUAUCACAAAUGGCGAAGAAGAAUCCAUGUCAGUAGUUUCCUUGCGGGGGACCUGGGCGGGGGGCGUAUUGCAAUAUGUCAAAUGUUGACACUUUUUUGUAUAUAAUAUUUUUAUUUUUGUAAGUCGACUGAAGGUUGUCACCGGUCCACCUUCUUCACCGUUAUUCAGAACUGAGCAUUGUGCAUGACCCACCUGCUGGAUGUCAGAAUGUGCAGUGCAAAGGGUUUUAUAUUCUCUCAGAUAGCCGCCAUCUCUGGAACGAAUCUGGCUCUGAUCUGACCUUCGUCUGGCCUGGGUCUGGCCUUCAUCUGGCUCUGAUCUGGCCUGGGUCUGGCCCUGAUUCGUGCCAGGUGUCCGCUCUCUGGGAUUUCUUGCUGGUUCGUCCAUUUCACACUUCAUGAAAAAGCACCAAAUACAAUAAACAAAUAAAAAAGGUUUCAAUAUAAA
Messenger RNA from Alosa alosa (allis shad), 6011 nucleotides. RefSeq names its product multifunctional ROCO family signaling regulator 1 (gene mfhas1). NCBI's taxonomy places the organism in Eukaryota, Metazoa, Chordata, Actinopteri, Clupeiformes, Clupeidae. Gene Ontology annotation, molecular function: protein binding. The transcript has 2 exons. The coding region runs from base 428 to 3487 and encodes 1019 amino acids. The record is from RefSeq and is a predicted model, not a curated record.